Molecule: messenger RNA, 816 nt
Organism: Hyaloperonospora brassicae
Lineage: Eukaryota; Oomycota; Peronosporomycetes; Peronosporales; Peronosporaceae
Source: the annotation of a GenBank genome assembly
AUGCCACACCUCGAGGCCUUCUUCACGCACGGCGACACCGGUACAAACGCGUGUUUCGGACCGAGGGCGUCGAUAAACGAUACUGUUCCACUGAGUGCUCGAGAUGCAGACGAUGUGCCCGACCGUAGUGUGUUGUACGUGCACGGACCGGAGCUCGCGGGUCAGACGUCGCUGUUGCUGCAAUUUGGCUUCACGCAGGUCAAAGCUGGCAAGAACGUGGUGCUUGUCAUGCGCGGCACUGCUGCUGGAAUGUCGCAGCAGGCAGCCGCGUCGGCGAUUGUCCCACUAAGUGCGUGUGCUCGGUGUCAGCUACCGGUACAGACUGGAAACGACAACAGCCUGUGGCGUCGGAUCCACAUUAAAUACUUGCAGAACUGUGCCGAGCUCCAGCGCUUUCUGUGCUCGUUACACGUCGUAGCUCCUGAAGUGUCUGUCCUGUUGGUUGACGGCUUCGAGACACUUUUUGCAGAUGAAAGCAACAUGAGCAAUGUGUACCAGACGCUGGCCUUUUUGCUGGAUGCUAGAGAGUACAUGCUUGCAACGACGGGUGGUGGAGUUGCUGUGGUGGCGGGACACUCAGACGCGUUUUUGCUUCAGCAGCAAAGCCGGUCUUUACUUCGCCGCUGGUGUCGAUUCCUGGAGCUUGUACCGGCUGCAGAAGAGCCGGAUGUAUACACUAUCCGUGAAGACAUCGAGGAUGUUGCGAAUGCGUCUGAAGACACGGCGAGGACGCAAGUGACGUAUGCCUUUGCACAGCCAGUGGACGAGAGGAACGGGACCUUUCAACUUUUGCACGUACAACGACGAGUGCUGUAG